GCAAAUGUUUGGUCACAUGACAAAAAGAUGUCUGCGCCCAGUUUUUCAUUAUUAUUUUUUGCAAUUUUUGUCUUUUAUCCGUUUGGUUGUUCAUCGCAGACUGGAUUAUUACCUGUAGUGAUAAACACUUGGCCUUUUACAAAUGCCACAGCAGCUGCUUGGAACACACUUGUUAAUAAGAAGGGGUCUAUUUAUGAUGCUUUGGUAGAUGGAUGUUCAGUGUGUGAGAUAGAACGCUGUGAUGGAUCAGUGGGUCCAGGAGGAAGUCCUGAUGAGAACGGAGAAACUACUCUUGAUGCUAUGGUCAUGAAUGGGCAGACAUUUGAUGUAGGAGCAGUAGGUUGUUUAAGACGUAUACCAACAGCCAUAGCAGUAGCCAGAGCUGUGAUGGACUAUACAGAACAGACGUUACUGGUAGGAGAAUUAGCAACACAAUUUGCUGUAGAGAUGGGUUUUAAAGAAAUGAACCUGUCUUCAGAUAGUUCUAUUACCAUGUGGAAAGAUUGGAAGUCAAGGAACUGUCAACCCAACUACAGAACUAAUGUUACUCCAGAUCCAACAAAAAAUUGUGGUCCAUACAAACCAAAGUCAGUAUUAGAAAGUUUACAGCAAACUGGAAACAGAGGAAACAAAAACAUUGGUCCAAGAAAUCACGAUACAAUUGGUAUGGUUGUGAUAGAUGAACAUGGUAAUAUCACUGCUGGUACAACUACUAAUGGACUCAACCAUAAGAUACCUGGAAGAGUUGGUGAUUCCCCUAUAAUGGGAGCAGGUGCAUAUGCCAUGAAUGGUGUAGGUGGAGCUGUUGCUACUGGAGAUGGGGAUGUUAUGAUGAGAUUUUUACCAUCAUUCUUAGCAGUAAGUCAGAUGGCAGCUGGUGUACCUCCAGGAAUAAUCACUAAGCUUACAAUCCAGAAUAUAGCUAAAUAUUAUCCAAAGUUCUCUGGAGCUUUAAUAGCUGUAGACAAUAAAGGCACAUAUGGUGCAGCUUGUUACGGUUUUCCAGUAUUCCAUUAUUCUGUGAUAAAUCCUGUUUUAAAAACUGUCACUAUAAAAAGUGUAGAGUGUCUUGUAUAAAACCAGUUAUCUUGAGAUUAAUAUUAUAUAUUUUUAUACAA
Mytilus trossulus (common blue mussel) is the source of this 1118-nucleotide messenger RNA. Its product is annotated as N(4)-(Beta-N-acetylglucosaminyl)-L-asparaginase-like. The transcript is spliced from 8 exons. Gene Ontology annotation, molecular function: N4-(beta-N-acetylglucosaminyl)-L-asparaginase activity; beta-aspartyl-peptidase activity; asparaginase activity. Gene Ontology annotation, cellular component: lysosome; cytoplasm. The coding region runs from base 28 to 1077 and encodes 349 amino acids. Gene Ontology annotation, biological process: protein deglycosylation. The record is from RefSeq and is a predicted model, not a curated record. Lineage: Eukaryota; Metazoa; Mollusca; Bivalvia; Mytilida; Mytilidae.